Castor canadensis (American beaver) is the source of this 6633-nucleotide messenger RNA. It is a transcript of the gene Adamtsl3, whose product is annotated as ADAMTS like 3. The record is from RefSeq and is a predicted model, not a curated record. NCBI's taxonomy places the organism in Eukaryota, Metazoa, Chordata, Mammalia, Rodentia, Castoridae. Gene Ontology annotation, biological process: extracellular matrix organization. Gene Ontology annotation, cellular component: extracellular matrix.
GGCCGGCGUCGGGAAGGUCCUGGUCCCGCUUCCGCGCGUGCUGUCCCCGGGCCGCUGUGCCGCCUCGCCACGCGCGCGCCCCGGCUGCGCGUCCUGGACGCAAGGCAGCAGGUGACAGAGGAUCUGACCCCAUGGCUUCCUGGACAAGAACCUGGUGGCGACUGCUAUGGAUGUGGGUCGUGCUCCCUACUCUUCUGCAGGCUACAGCAGAGAAGUCUCCUGGAGCCUACUUCCUUCCCGAGUUUGCGCUGUCCCCGCAGGGAAGCUUCCUGGAGGACACGACAGGGGAGCAAUUCCUCACGUAUCGCUAUGAUGACCAGACCUCAAGAAACGCUCAUUCAGAUGGAGACAGAGACGCCAACUGGGACGCCUGGGGUGACUGGAGUGACUGCUCCCGCACCUGUGGGGGAGGUGCCUCCUACUCCCUGCGGAGAUGUCUAGCUGGGAGGAGCUGUGAAGGGCAGAACAUUCGGUACAAGACAUGCAGCAAUCACGACUGCCCCGUGGACGCAGAGGACUUCAGAGCCCAGCAAUGCUCAGCCUACAAUGAUGUCCAGUAUCAGGGGCGUUACUAUGAAUGGAUCCCGCGGUACAAUGACCCCACUGCCCCGUGUGCGCUCAAGUGUCACGCUCGGGGACAGAACUUGGUAGUGGAGCUGGCGCCCAAAGUCCUGGAUGGAACUCGCUGCAACACCAACUCCCUGGACAUGUGCCUCAGUGGCGUCUGCCAGGCCGUGGGCUGUGACCGGCAGCUGGGAACCAGAGCCAAGGAGGACCACUGUGGCGUGUGCACCGGGGACGGCUCCACCUGCAGACUUGUGCGGGGACAGUCCAAGUCACACGUCUCUCCUGAGAAAAGAGAAGAAAAUCUGAUCGCUGUUCCCCUGGGAAGUCGCAGUGUGAGAAUCACCGUGAAAGGACCUGCCCACCUCUUUAUUGAAUCAAAAACACUUCAAGGAAGCAAAGGAGAGCACAGCUUUAACAGCCCUGGAGUCUUCGUUGUAGAAAACACGACGGUUGAAUUUCAGAAAGGCUCAGAGAGGCAAACCUUUAAGAUUCCAGGACCUCUGACUGCUGAUUUCAUCUUCAAGACCAGGUACCCCGUGGCCAAAGACAGCGUGGUCCAGUUCUUCUUCUACCAGCCCAUCAGCCACCAGUGGAGGCAAACCGACUUCUUUCCCUGCACCGUGACCUGUGGAGGAGGUUAUCAGCUCAACUCUGCUGAGUGUGUGGACAUCCGUUUGAACAGGGUGGUUCCUGACCACUACUGCCAUUACUACCCUGAAAACGUGAAGCCCAAACCCAAACUCAAGGAGUGCAGCAUGGACCCCUGCCCAUCAAGUGACGGAUUUAAGGAGAUUAUGCCGUAUGACCACUUUCAGCCUCUCCCUCGCUGGGAACAUAAUCCUUGGACGGCGUGUUCCGUGUCGUGCGGAGGGGGCACCCAGAGGCGGAGUUUCGUGUGCGUGGAGGAGUCCGUGCACGCGGAGAUCCUGCAGGUGGAGGAGUGGAAGUGCAUGUACGCACCCAAGCCCAAGGUGAUGCAAGCCUGCAACCUGUUCGAUUGCCCCAAGUGGAUUGCCAUGGAGUGGUCCCAGUGCACGGUGACAUGUGGCCAAGGCCUGCGCUACAGGGUUGUGUUGUGUAUCAACCACCGUGGGGAGCACGUGGGGGGCUGCAAUCCACAGCUGAAGCUGCACAUCAAAGAGGAGUGUGUCGUUCCUGUGCCCUGCCACAAGCCCAAAGAGAAAAGUCCUGUGGAAGCUAAAUCACCUUGGCUGAAACAAGCCCAGGAACUUGAAGAGGUCAGAACGGCCACGGAGGAACCCACGUUCAUUCCCGAGCCCUGGUCGGCCUGCAGUGCCACCUGUGGGCCGGGCGUCCAGGUGCGCGAGGUGAAGUGCUGCGUGCUCCUGACCUUCACACAGACGGAGACGGAGCUCCCGGAGGAGGAGUGUGAAGGCCCCAAGCCGCCCACCGAGCGGCCGUGCAUCCUGCAGCCCUGUGACCACAGCCCUGUGUCCCCGGCACUGGACAGCUCUCUGCAGGAGGAGGACAGCGACACCACUUAUGACUGGGAGUACGCUGGCUUUACCCCGUGCACAGCAACCUGUCUGGGAGGCCGUCAAGAAGCCAUAGCAGUGUGUCUGCACAUCCAGACCCGGCAGACGGUCAAUGACAGCUUCUGUGACACAGCCCACCGUCCUCCAGCAAUGAGCCAGGCCUGUAACACGGAGCCCUGCCCACCCAGGUGGCACGUGGGCUCCUGGGGGCCCUGCUCAGCUACGUGUGGAGUUGGAAUCCAGACCCGAGAGGUGCACUGCUUGUCCCUGGACGGCUCCCCGCCGCCUCCCGAGGCGUGCAGACAGGGGAAGCCUCAUGCCUUGCAGGCCUGCAAUCAGUUCGAUUGCCCCCCCGGCUGGCACAUUGAAGACUGGCAACAGUGCUCCAGGACCUGUGGUGGGGGAGCCCAGAACCGACGAGUCACCUGUCGGCAGCUGUUGACGGAUGGCAGCUUCUUGAACCUCUCCGAUGAACUGUGCCAAGGGCCCAAGGCGGCCUCUCAUAAGUCCUGUGCCAGGACAGACUGCCCUCCACAGUUGGUGGCAGGAGAGUGGUCAGAGUGCUCAGUCACCUGUGGUGUUGGAGUCCAGAGGAGGACGCAGGUAUGUCAGAGGCUGACGGCCAAAGGCCAGCGCGUGCCCCUCAGCGACCUGAUGUGCAAGGACCUCCCAGGACCCUCUCUCAGGAGACCCUGCCAGAUGCCUGCCUGUGGCAAAAUGAAACCAGAGACAAAGACAAGACUUAGAGAGCAGGGGCCUGAGAUUCUCAGUGUCCAGCGAGUCUACAUUCAGACAAGGGAGGAGACGAUCCACCUGACCAUCGGCAGUCGAGCUUACUUGCUGCCCAACACAUCUGUGAUAAUCAAGUGUCCUGUGCGACGGUUCCAGAAAUCCCUGAUCCAAUGGGAGAAGGACGGCCACUGUCUGCAGAACUCCAAACGCCUUGGCAUCACCAAGUCGGGGUCCCUCAAGAUCCACAGCCUCGCGGCCCCCGACAUCGGCGUGUACCGCUGCGUUGCUGGCUCUGCGUGGGAAAGUGUCGUCCUCAAACUCAUCGGGACAGACAACAGGCUCAUCGCACACCCGUCCCUCCGAGAGCACGUGAGGGAAUCCCCAGGUGCGGACCACGGUGCAGCCAACAGUGUGGGGACCAUGUGGCACAAGGUGCAGCAGACGUGGAGCAACAAAAAUGAGCUUUACCUGAGCGAUGGCCGCAUUCACAGCCAGCCUUUCCUGAGAACUCUGCUGGGCCGCUGUCGCAAUCCCACGGGAAGCACUGACUCCUGGGAGCUUGAGAAAAAGCAGUUCGAAGCUGCAGUCAGGCAGGGAGCCUACAGCAUGGAGGCCACUCAGUUUGACGAGCUGAUAAGGAACAUGAGUCAGCUGAUGGAGACAGGCGAGGUCAGCGAUGACAUGGCGUCCCAGGUGAUAUACCAGCUGGUAGCCGAGUUAGCCACCAUGCAGCCAGCGCAGGUGCAGUGGCGGGGCAUCCAGGAAGAGGAGCCACCCAUGGCUCAGCUCAGAGGGGGAGCAGGACGUGUGUCCCAAAGCUCAAAAGGGGUGAACUCAGGCAAGCUGACAUUUAAGCCUAAAGGACCUGCACUCACGAGGCAAAGCCAAGCCCCUUCAGUUUCAUUUAAUAAAACAGUUAGUGUGAGGAUUGGAAAGACAGUAUACAUUACAAAGAAGACAGAGGUCAUUGAGAUACUGUGCGACCCUCUGAGCCCCAGUGAGGUGACAUAUGCGUGGACCAAGGAUGGAGAGCCAUUACAAGCCUCGGGCAGGGUAACUGUGGAUGACACUGGGACACUCCAGAUACGAAAUCCUACAAGGAGAGAACAGGGACUGUAUGAAUGUUCUGUGGCUAGCCAUCUCAGCUCACAUGUGGAAAGUUCUUCUGUGCUGUAUGCAGAGGCACCUGUCAUCUUGUCUAAUGAAAGAAAUAUCACCAAACCAGAGAACAACCACCUGUCGGUCGUGGUGGGAGGUGUUGUGGAGGCAGCCUGUGGAGCAAAUGUGACAAUCCGAUGUCCUGUAAAAGGUGUCCCUCAGCCUCAUGUCACGUGGCUGAAGAGAGGAGGACCUCUGGGUGACAAUCUCUCCUUGCUUUACGAUGGGUCCCUGUUGCUGAGGAAUGUGUCUCUGGAGAAUGAAGGAACCUAUGUUUGCACAGCCACCAAUGCUCUUGGAAAGGCAGUGGCCAUAUCUGUCCUCCACUUGCUGGAACGAAGAUGGCCAGGCAGCAAAAUCAACUUUUAUAAGAGACGCAAAAACCAUGUUCUCCAGACGCCAGACUCCAGGACCAACAACAGUGACCUGGCAGGAGCGCCCCUGACUCCAGAGCCUUUUUGGGAACCUGGCAAUUGGACACAUUGUUCUGCCACCUGUGGCCACUUGGGAGCCCGUGUUCAGAGACCCCAGUGUGUACUGGCCAAUGGGCAGGAAGUGAGUGAAGGCCUCUGUGACCCCCUCCGGAAGCCUCGGGCUGGGUUUCAACCUUGUAACAUCCGGGACUGCCCAGCAAGGUGGUUUGCGAGCAUGUGGUCGGAGUGCUCCGUGUCCUGUGGUAGAGGGUCCCACAGCCGGCAAGUGACCUGCAGGAGGAUGAAAGCCAACGGGACGGUGCAGGUGAUGUCCUCACAGGCGUGCCCCACCAAAGACCGACCUCUGGUUAGGAAGCCAUGUUCCCGUCGUCCGUGUGUCCGAGGGGUCACGGAACCGGGGCGUCAGUGUCCUGGACGCUGCGUGGACUGUGCGGGGAGGAUGCAGCAGCAUCACCUGGCUUGUCCACAUCACAACAGUUCUGAUGCCGCCUGCGAUGACAGAAGGAGGCCGGCCGUUGGAAGGAACUGCACAUCGGGGGCCUGUGACAGGUGUUGGUGCACAGGCCCCUGGAAGCCGUGCACAGCCGCCUGCGGGAGGGGCUUCCAGUCUCGGAGGGUCGACUGUGUCCACGUGAUAAGCUGCAAACCUGUGGCCCAGAGACACUGUGCACAGAAACAGAAGCCUCCUUCCUGGAGACACUGUCUUGGGCCUUCCUGUGACAGUACGUACCCCUCCCAGGUGUCACCAGGGCCUUGUCUAAACCGGACCCUGACAGCGCCCACCUCAUCCCUGUCGCAUCAAGGGGCCACUCAGAAUGGAUGUGGUGGCUUGGGACAUUAGAUUAGCACCUUUUUGUGCACGCAACACAGUGAGUGCUCUGUAGAGUAGAAAAAAGAAUGAAUUUUGGGGUGCGGGGGACAUUGGUUACUGCUCUCUGACAAGCAUGGGCAGUCCCUCUGCACUCCCUCCUGCCUGGCAGUCUCCUCCGCUGUGACAGAGCUGAAUGGACAGACAGAUGUCCUGAGAUCACAGGCCAAAUUCCAUUCCUAUUAUUUCUCUAGGAAGCACGACCUUGCAAAAAUGGGGCUCUGAGAGGAGCAGCAGAGGGCAGAGGGGCUGUGAGGGUCCCCAGGGUGUGGCAGGAGGCUGAAUGGCUGAACUGAGAAGUGAGUCAAGUGCAUUUCUGACUCCAGGGCAGAGCAGUGGCCCUCACCCAAGGUUAGUUUCCUCUCCUCUGUGCGAUCUCAAUUUGUGGUUGUUCCUAAAAGUCAAAUGAUUUUUUAACAAAGUCUCUGAUGAACCAUGUCACAAAUUUCUUUCCUUGGUUUCAGAAGACUGUACAGACCCAACUCACUACUGUAUGUUCAUCGAACAUCUUAAUCUGUGCUCCCUAGACCUCUCUCUAUAGGUGAAGGUGCUGCCAGCUGUGCCAGGAAGGAUAAAUCUUGGGGGUGGGAGGGUUGUUUGCUGCUGUGAUGAUGAAGGAAAACAUAAAGGCUCUUUUCCCCACAUCUCUGGUUCAAAACCGUGUACUGCUUAAAGACUAGAUUCUGUGAUCAGAGGUCGAUGCAAAAAAGCCCAGUUAAAAGGUUCUAAAGUGGAAAUUUUCCCACGGUAGGUUUGGAAAGCCAAUUCUUAUCAAAGAUGCACUCCAGGAUUAAUAAAAACAAAUACCACACAUGUGUGCCCAUGCACUUGGGACCUCAUCACUGUCUGUCUAACCAGGAAGUCACCAAGAAGGUUAGUGUGUCAUCCUGUGCUGUGGCUUUAGCCCAGAGCAGUCCCUCCUGAAAACUUGGGACGCAGCAGCUGACGGUAUCCUCUUCUCCCCGUGGAGUUUCAGGGUUACACGGUAUUUACAUUAAGAGGUCUGGCAGUGGUUCUUCAGAUGUGGGCACCAGUAGCAUUUUCAGAGGUCCUUGGGUUUAGUCUGUGAAGAAGAGGACACACAGGGGAUGCUGUCUUGUCUCUGGUCUCAGAACAUCCAUGGGAGCAACACAGGGUAGGUGUGGUCACCCACCUGUGACCAAAUGAGGCAUCCUGGAAAUCAGAGGAGAGGAAACGCCAACCUUUCUACUGAUUUUGAAGAAUGUUCAAAGCUCUCUUGUUAAGAGCUGUGAAUGAAACUUCCUAAGCACCAUUGUCUUGCACAGACAAAAAAAAAAGCCCUAUUAGACCUAAUUUAUACAUAAAAUAAUAUUCCUGAUGACUUUUUUUAUUUUGGAAAGUUUAUAAGAAAGUAAUC